Messenger RNA from Phytophthora sojae, 768 nucleotides. RefSeq lists its product as hypothetical. The record is from RefSeq and is a predicted model, not a curated record. Bases 1 to 768 code for a protein of 255 amino acids. Lineage: Eukaryota; Oomycota; Peronosporomycetes; Peronosporales; Peronosporaceae. The transcript has a single exon.
AUGAGACCGGAUCCACGAGCGACGGAAGCUCCGACGCCAGCACCGACGUUGCCGCCGACCCCCGCGCCGACUCCUGCUCCGACCCCGGACCCGGGUCCGUGGACGACGAUCACCAUUGACCACGACCAGGUCAAGCCGUUCGCGCAGCCCGAGUCCGUUACGAUCUCGGAGAAGGCCGCAGUGAAGUUCAAGCCACAGCUUCAUAUCACCAACGGAUGCCAUGCAUACCCGGCAGUGGACGAGGCCGGUCAGACCAGCGGCGGGCUCAAGACCAAGGGCGCUCCUAGCGCUGGCUGUAAGGGGUCGGGAUGGGGUUCUCAAGUUUACGGCCGCUCGGGCUGGUACCAGGACGUCUGGGCUAUUAUGUACUGCUGGUACUUUCCCAAGGACGAGCCGUCGUCUGGCAUCGGCCAUCGCCACGAUUGGGAGCACGUUGUUGUGUGGAUUGAUAACCCUGACGUCGAGAACCCCAAGAUUCUGGCCGGGACGCCGUCAGCCCACAGCGGGUACCACAAAUACGCUCCUCCGAAUGCUGGCACGGUCGAUGGUGUGACCACAAAAGUCGCGUUCGAGAGUCAUUGGCCCAUGGACCACGCCCUCGACUCCACCACGGAAGGAGGCGAUUUCCAAGACCUCAUUAUGUGGGACCAGCUUACAGAUAACGCGCGUAGAGCUCUCAACUCGGUGAGUUUCGGUAGCGCUGAUACGCCCAUGAACGACGGGAACUUCCAGGCUGAGCUGGGAAGGGCUUGGCCUUUCAGUACCUAG